AUGGCAUUCACUCCGUCGUGGGCCUGCAGGUGCGCUUCUUUCCCUGCAGGUGCGCCCCUCACUCUGCUCUCUCCCUCUCCCCGCUCUCGCCCUCUCUCUUCUCUCUCCCUCUCCCUGCUCUCUCCCUCUCCCUGCUCUCGCCCUCUCCAUGCUCUUGCACUCUCUUACCCCCCUCCUCACUUCCGCAAGGUAGACAGUGUUCUGAGUCCACUCAAAGCACGUCCUGUGGCCGCCUCUGGACAGCAUUCACUCCCUCUCCCUGUUCCCACCUCCAUCAGCGUGCUCAUCAGCCUCCUCCACUUCAACUCCCAGAUCUUCAAGGCUAAUGCCAUCCCCUCUACAGUCAUCUUGCUGUCCAUUCACUCUGCUUAUCACUCCUUCCCUGCUCCCUUUCCCUCCCAUAUCCCCCUUCUCCUCCCCUCCCCACCUCUCAGCGUGCUCAUCAGCCUCCUCCACUUCAACUCCCAGAUCUUCAAGGCUAAUGCCAUCCCCUCUACAGUCAUUUUGCUGUCCAUUCACUCUGCUUAUCACUCCUUCCCUGCUCCCUUUCCCUCCCAUAUCCCUCUUCUCCUCCCCUCCCCACCUCUCAGCGUGCUCAUCAGCCUCCUCCACUUCAACUCCCAGAUCUUCAAGGCUAAUGCCAUCCCCUCUACAGUCAUUUUGCUGUCCAUUCACUCUGCUUAUCACUCCUUCCCUGCUCCCUUUCCCUCCCAUAUCCCCCUUCCCCUCCUCUCCCCACCUCUCAGCGUGCUCAUCAGCCUCCUCCACUUCAGCUCCCAGCUCUUUGAGUCUCAUGACAUCCCCUCUACAGGCAUCUUCGCUAUUCUCGCCCUGUGCGCCCAUGCCAACUGGUUUGCCUUUGAUCGCACCCUCCCUGGGUACCUCCUCGCCCUCUUUGUCGCCGUGGGUGCACCAGCCUCAGAAGUGCUCAUUAUGAAGUGA
Closterium sp. Naga37s-1 is the source of this 942-nucleotide messenger RNA. NCBI's taxonomy places the organism in Eukaryota, Viridiplantae, Streptophyta, Zygnematophyceae, Desmidiales, Closteriaceae. The record is from the annotation of a GenBank genome assembly.